UGCUGCGAUGGCCGGUGGCUUCUUUUUGUAAUGACCCAGGGUGACACUUCAAUAUGUUUAUGUUCGACUUCCUUGCUGAAAUGUUGCGAGGCGGAUUAUUGGCUUCUUUAUCUCGAGCCUAAUUUACCUCAAUAUUUUACCGUUUUUUCACAGUGUGCGGCAAUUGUGGCGCAAACGUGCACGGGUUUGUAGACUAGUACGCGUGCUUGAACAUGCGUGCGUCCCAUGGCAUGAUGGUGCAGCAGAGAUACGCCGACCGUGUGUGUGUUCGACCACCACCAGUGUGUGUCUGAAACCCCCUCGCGCUUCAUACUGCUUAUUAUUUGCUGUCCGGUGCACUGCAUGUCUCGUGUCGUCGGUGGCUGUAAGCGAGUGGCGCGUAAUCUGUGUGGCGGAGACUGAGUUACAAACAAAGUUAGUGUGAAAUAAAAGCUCCGAUUGUAAUUAAUUGCUUUUUUAGUCUCCAUGAAUCGUCAGCACCUACGUUUCGAAAGUGGGAAAACACUUUGUUGAGCUGCUGCUUACUGUAAGCUAGUUUGUGCUUAUUAUUAUCAGUCAAUAGCUGUAAUUUGUGGAAUAUAUAUAUAUUUUUUUAAUAUACAUUUGAGUUAACUGAGAAUUUUCACACAAAACCAACCAACCAGUAUUUGACAAAAAAAUGUCAAAUAUUUCUAAUGUCAAACGUUUCUAAUAUUUGUUGGUGGGGCGAGCGCCAGUUGCGUUUCCCCGCUCAGCCGAUAGGUGUCAGUAAAACACAGCAGUGUGCAACCACAGUAGUUCAACUUCCUUCCACAGUGUUUACAACUUGUGUUUUGGUGUUUAUGAGUCUAAAUGAUUAAUAACAAGAUAGUUUUUAGCUAAGGUGACGGAACACUCAUUCCAGGUUACGAACGCUUGAGUUACAUAUUUCCUAAUAUGUGAGUUGGUGAUUCUGAUAGCGCCAGUUUAACAAGGGUGUGUGGUUGUGGACAUCAGUGUGGAGAUAAUUAAGAAAAUGACCAUCAGAUGAGGAGCGAAGCACCUUUAAUAUGAGUCAGUCACCAGUUGGGACUGAGCAGAAAUUUGUACAGACAUUCUUUAAAAGUUAUUUUCAGUAUUUUUAAAUUAAUUCUUACACUGCGGCACCUUGAAGAUUUACAUAGCAUUUUUAACAUUAUGAUAAUUAUUUGAUAUUUCUAGAGAUCCCAGUUUGAAAGUAAAUCAAGGGCCAUCUGUAAUAUUAACCUUUCAUUGAUUGUGACUUGUAAUAAAAGUGACUUUGGAGUUAUGAACAAAAAUUCCAGACUUCUGUUCCCAUUUGUGUUCGUAAAUUGAGGAGCCAGAGAAAUUAUAAAUAAAUCUGAUAUGAGUAUGGCUGCUUUUACAGCACGGAUUUGUCUAUUAAACAUCAGGUGUUUAUUGCAGCGAGCGAAGCCCUCGUCUUCGGCAUCGGUGUGGCGGAAGUCGGCGCAUACCGUUCUUGUUCAGGUGCCCGUGGUGGGGCUGUUGUGCUGGAGCUCCAGGGGAGGCCAUUUCGCCACUUGUCAGGAGGCCCCACUCACACGGCAUGGACAGGAGAGGAGGUCUCUGGCAAAGAUUCAGGUCCAUCGGGUGGUAUUUGCCGCGCGCAUCGCCUUCCGUGCCCUGGUGCUGGUGCUCAAGUUCGGGCCCCUCUUUCUGCUGUACCCGCUGUGCUUGCUGUCUCGGCAGCUGCGCUGUCGCUGGCUUGACGCCUUGCUGUGGGUGACCGAGACCUCGGGACCCACCUUCAUAAAACUGGGCCAGUGGGCCAGCACCCGCCGCGACAUCUUCUCCCCUGAGUUCUGCGACCGCUUCUCCCGGCUGCACGUGCAGGUGCGGCCGCACCCAUGGGCACACACUAAGCAGACGCUGCGCAGGGCUUUCGGGGAUGGCUGGAAGCGCCUGUUCCUUUUCCCGAGCCGGGAGCCCGUGGGCUCAGGCUGCGUGGCACAGGUCUACAGGGCCGUGGCCAGAGUGGACCGCGUGGAGGACCUUGCCUUCCGCCAGCGGCUGGGCGAGCUGGACAGGCAGGACCUCCUGGAGGCCUGGGAGAUUCCUGGACUUGGUGGAGUCCUGGAGUUCAUGUGGGGCCGGGGACAGGCAGGGGGUGAUGUGGAUGUGUCCCGAGAAGAGGGGGCUGAAGGUCCACAGGAAACGCAGGAGCCGUCCCAGCCACCAGGGUCGGAGCACCUCAUACCUGUUGCCAUUAAGGUGCUCCACCCGGGGAUCAAGUGGCAGGUAAAGGUGGACCUGCUCCUCAUGCGGUUGGCCAGCCAGCUGCUCACCUGGCUGCCGGGCCUGAAGUGGCUCAGUUUACCAGAAAUCGUGGACGAGUUUGAGAAGCUCAUGACCAGACAGAUAGACCUCCGGUACGAGGCCCAGAACUUUGAAAGGUUCCUGGUUAAUUUUCAAAAUGUGGAUUUUGUGAAGUUUCCAACUCCACUUCGACCGUUUGUCACAAGGGAUAUUUUGGUGGAAACAUAUGAGGAGAGUGAGCCCAUUUCCAGGUUCCUCAGUAAAGACAUUCCGGAAGAAGUGAAGCAGAGGAUCGCGCGGAUGGGUGUGGACACACUCCUGAAAAUGGUUUUUGUGGAUAAUUUUGUCCACGGGGACCUGCACCCAGGGAACAUCCUGGUGCAGGGGGGUUUCAGUGACCCCUCCCUGGGCACGGCCACACUGACUGACAUGUGCGACACGGUGGUGGUGAGCAUGAGACCCAGCGUUUCACCCGCGCGCCUGGUCCUGCUGGACGCUGGGAUCGUGGCACGGCUCAGCGAAGACGACCUGCGUAACUUCCGGGCUGUGUUCAUGGCUGUGGUGCUGCAGCAGGGCGAGAGGGUGGCGGAGCUGAUUCUCAAGCAUGCCCGGGCAAGCGAGUGCGGCAACGUGGCCGGGUUCAAGAAGGACAUGGCGCAGCUGGUGAACGAGGCCCUCAGCAACCCUGUGUCCCUGGGAAAGGUGCAGGUCGGCGAUCUGCUUUCAAGAGUCUUUAAGCUGCUGAUCACUCACAAGGUGAAGCUGGAGAGCAACUUUGCAUCCAUCGUGUUUGCCAUCAUGGUGCUGGAGGGUCUCGGGAGGUCCCUGGACCCCAACCUCGACAUCCUGGAGAUCGCCAAACCGCUGCUCCUGAAAAACUCUGCUUCCCUACUCUGAUGUCUUUGCUUUUAAAACUCUGAGACCCACAGGGAAUUUCUGGUUUAUCAUUAACAAAAUAAUCGUACGGAUUUUAGCCUUUUACUAGACUUAAGUCCAGUUUAGUCACUGAGUCAUUAGUCAAGAACUUCUUGUAAACUGCAUUUGAGACUAAGACAAAGCUGUGAAGCUCAUUUUGCUGAGCGGGACCGAAUAGGAUGCAUGGUGCCUGCGGCAGGUCGAUUUUAUGGAUCGUAUGUGCAUAACAACAGCGAUAGAUAAUGAAGAGCAGAGUGUGUAAACGCUGUUCACAGCCAUUGUGGGUUGUGAAGACCAUACUGACCUGUACUCCUGUAGUGCUGUGUAUAAAUUCACUGCUAUGUUUGGACCCC
Messenger RNA from Scleropages formosus (Asian bonytongue), 3524 nucleotides. RefSeq names its product aarF domain containing kinase 2 (gene adck2). The record is from RefSeq and is a predicted model, not a curated record. The transcript is spliced from 8 exons. Bases 1345 to 3153 code for a protein of 602 amino acids. Gene Ontology annotation, cellular component: mitochondrion. Lineage: Eukaryota; Metazoa; Chordata; Actinopteri; Osteoglossiformes; Osteoglossidae.